Molecule: messenger RNA, 684 nt
Organism: Nannizzia gypsea CBS 118893
Lineage: Eukaryota; Fungi; Ascomycota; Eurotiomycetes; Onygenales; Arthrodermataceae
Product: 26S proteasome non-ATPase regulatory subunit 10
Exons: 1
Coding region: 1-684 (227 amino acids)
Molecular function (GO): protein binding
Source: RefSeq, a predicted model, not a curated record
AUGCUCGGCCUAGGCGAUAAAUGCCCUCUUGAACCAGCUGUUUUCGCUCCAGCGCUGAGAUCGGCAGCAAACUCUCAGCUAGCAACCUUGAAAUUAAUCACCCUCAUUCUAGAGGCUGGUGGGAAGCGCAUCAUCAAGGACGAUCUAUCCCGAGCUUUAUACAACAUUGCCAAGUAUGAGCGGCCAUUCAUCACAAGCCUCUUGCUGGAGAAGGGAGCAGACCCAUCCAGAAAAUAUGACACAGGAAUGACGGCACUUCAUCUGGCGACCUUCAACCGCAACAACGCCACUGCUAAACUACUCAUCAGCCACGGGGCGAACGUCUCGGUAAAAGACAACGAUGGACAGACAGCUCUCCAUAUAGCUGCGCACUACAACUGCCAUGCAAUAGCUGUGAAACUCAUCGAGGCAGGCGCCGAUAUCUCCGUUAAGGACAAGCGGCAUCUUACUCCUCUACACUUGGCGGCGAACUAUGGCAGCUAUGAGGUUACGAGACUUCUUAUUGAGCACGGCGCUGAUCCCUGGGCACAGGCUCCCGAGGGCUGGAUGCCGUUAAAUCUUGCGGCUUUGAAGAAACAGGAUCGUGUGUUGGAGGUGUUGCUGGCUACUGAGAAAGUAACUUUCUCUGUUGAAGAGCGCGAACGAAUUGUUAGGCUCAUGGGAGAUCGAUACCCUGAUUUUUGA